Fusarium vanettenii 77-13-4 is the source of this 933-nucleotide messenger RNA. RefSeq lists its product as uncharacterized. The transcript is spliced from 3 exons. The coding region runs from base 1 to 933 and encodes 310 amino acids. Gene Ontology annotation, cellular component: nucleolus. NCBI's taxonomy places the organism in Eukaryota, Fungi, Ascomycota, Sordariomycetes, Hypocreales, Nectriaceae. Gene Ontology annotation, molecular function: rRNA binding. The record is from RefSeq and is a predicted model, not a curated record. Gene Ontology annotation, biological process: ribosomal large subunit assembly; maturation of LSU-rRNA from tricistronic rRNA transcript (SSU-rRNA, 5.8S rRNA, LSU-rRNA).
AUGCUCCGUCAAGUCAAACCCCGCAAUGCCCGCUCCAAGCGGGCCCUCGAGAAGCGCGAGUCCAAGGUCAACGAGAACCCCAAGACAUGCCUCUUCCUCCGCGGAACGACGUGCUCGCAGAUUGUCCAGGACGCCCUCAACGACCUGCACCAGAUGCGCCAGCCGCUGGCAAAAAAGUUCACCAAGAAGAACCCCAUCCACCCCUUCGACGACGCCACGUCGCUCGAGUUCUUCUCGGAGAAGAACGACGCAAGUCUGCUCCUCUUUGGCAGCAGCCAGAAGAAGCGCCCGCACACCCUGACCUUUGUCCGCACCUUUGGGUACAAGACCCUCGACAUGCUCGAGCUCUACCUCGACCCCGAGAGCUUCCGUACCAUCUCCCAGUUCAAGACGAAAAAGUUCGCCAUCGGACUGCGCCCCAUGCUGCUGUUUGCCGGCACCGCCUUUGAGAGCCCCGUCUCCAACGAGUUCACCCUCGCAAAGAGCAUGUUUAUCGACUUCUUCAAGGGCGAGCCCAGCGACAAGAUUGACGUCGAAGGUCUUCAGUACAUCGUCUCCAUCAGCGCCGAGGAGAGCACUGGUGAAGGUGACGCCAAGCCUGCCAUCCACCUGCGUGUCUACACCAUCAGCACCAAGCGAAGCGGUCAGCGCCUGCCGCGCGUCGAGGUCGAGGAGAUUGGUCCUCGCAUGGAUUUCCGCGUUGGUCGUAUCCGUGAGGCUGAUGAGUCGAUGCUCAAGGAGGCCAUGAAGAAGCCCCGCGGCCUCGAGGAGCGCACCAAGAAGAACAUCACGACCGACGCCAUGGGUGACAAGAUUGGUCGCGUGCACCUGGGCAAGCAGGAUCUGAGCGAGCUGCAGCUCCGCAAAAUGAAGGGUCUGAAGCGCAGCCGCAAGGAGAAGGAGGAGGAGGAACGGGAUAGGAUAAAGCAAUAG